This is a messenger RNA of Cololabis saira (Pacific saury), 6955 nucleotides long. Its product is annotated as NLR family CARD domain-containing protein 3-like. Bases 151 to 3453 code for a protein of 1100 amino acids. Lineage: Eukaryota; Metazoa; Chordata; Actinopteri; Beloniformes; Belonidae. The record is from RefSeq and is a predicted model, not a curated record. Gene Ontology annotation, molecular function: protein binding. The transcript has 10 exons.
UGAGGAAGUGACAGUGUGCUUGAACAAACUCAGCAGAGACGGCAGAACUAACAAGAGAGAAUGAACUUCUUCAUGUUUCCGAAGCUUUCCUGGUCGGGGGCAGGUGGACAGAGACUGUAGAAGGAUCUGAGUGGAGGCGGGGCCUCUGGAAUGAGUCAGUUUGAGGAGAUAUCGGAGGGGCUCCACCCACCUGAAACCCAUCUGUGUGAGAAACAUGGGACCUGGACUGGAGCUCAGAGCAAGGUGCAGAGACCAGACUCUGCAGGGCCUGGACCUGAAGCAGAGCCUGGACCCAAACCAGGACCUAGACCUGCAGUAGAACCUGGACCAGAACCUGAUCCAAGACCUGGAUCGAGCUGUGUGUCCAUGGAGAGUUACAGCUCCAUGAAGUAUCCUCUUGCAUUUGCAGGUGGAAAAUGUUCAGAAGUAGAAGUGGAAGAGCAGACUUCUCAAGAUGUCAAUGGUCCCUGUGUCCAAGAGAACCAAACAGAACUGGACUCUACAUUUAAGCUGCUGGAGGAAAACAUCAUCAGCUUUGCGAAGAGCGAGUUGAAGAACAUCCAAAAAGUUCUCAGUAUCGAUUACCCAAAAAGCUUGGAGAGUCAGAGAGAGGAAACUGAAGAGGAGGAGCAGAGAAGAUGCAGCAGAGAGUCAUUUCUGAACAUCACGGUGUACUUUCUGAGGAACAUGAAGCAGGACGAGCUGGCCGAGCGUCUGCAGAGCAGAACUCCCUCAACAGUGGUCCAACAAAAACACAAAUCUAAGCUGAAGAAGAAGUACCACUGUGUGUUUGAGGGCAUUAUUAAAGCAGGAAAGCCAAUCCUUCUGGAGCAGAUCUACACAGAGCUCUACAUCACAGAGGGAGGGACUGGAGAGGUCAACGAUGAACAUGAAGUCAGACAGAUUGAAGCAGCUUCCAGGAAACCAGACAGAGCAGAAACAACCAUCAGACAAGAAGACAUCUUUCAACUUCCACCUGGAAGGGAAGAACCAAUCAGAACAGUGAUGACGAAGGGAGUGGCCGGCAUCGGGAAAACAGUCUUAACACAGAAGUUCACUCUGGACUGGGCUGAAGGCAGAACCAACCAGGACAUCCAGUUACUGCUUCCUUUCACCUUCAGAGAGCUGAAUGUGCUGAAAGAGAGAAAGUUCAGCUUGGUGGCACUUGUUCAUCACUUCUUCACUGAAACCAAAGAAGCAGGAAUCUCCAGGUUUGAAAAGUUGCAGGUCGUGUUCAUCUUUGACGGUCUGGAUGAGUGUCGACUUCCUCUGGACUUCCACAACAAUGAGGUUGUGACUGAUGUUACAGAGUCCACCUCAGUGGAUGUGCUGCUGACAAACCUCAUCAGGGGGAACCUGCUUCCUUCUGCUCGUCUCUGGAUCACCACACGACCCGCAGCAGCCAAUCAGAUCCCUCCUGACUGUGUUUCCAUGGUGACAGAAGUCAGAGGCUUCACCGACCCACAGAAGGAGGAAUACUUCAGGAAGAGGUUCACAGAUAAGAAGCAGACCAGCAGGAUCAUCUCCCACAUCAAGACUUCACAGAGCCUCCACAUCAUGUGCCACAUCCCAGUCUUCUGCUGGAUCACUGCUACGGUCCUGGAGAACGUCCUGGAGACCAGAGAGGGAGGGGAGCUGCCCAAGACCCUGACUGAGAUGUACAUCCACUUCCUGGUGGUCCAGGCCAAACUUAAAAAUGUCAAGUAUCACGAGAGAUCUGAGUCCGAUUCACACUGGAAUCCAGAAAACAAGAAGAUGAUGGAGUCUCUGGGAAAACUGGCUUUUGAGCAGCUGCAGCAGGGACACCUGAUCUUCUAUGAAGAAGACCUGAGUGAGUGUGGCAUCGACAUAAGAGAAGCUUCAGUGUACUCAGGAGUGUUCACCCAGGUCUUUAGAGAGGAGAGCAACCUGUACCAGGACAAGGUGUUUUGCUUCAUCCAUCUGAGUGUUCAGGAGUUUCUGGCUGCUCUUCAUGUCCAUCUGACCUUCAUCAGCUCUGGAGUCAACCUGCUGGAGGAACAAACAACCUCUCAGUCACCUGAAACGGGAGGAAAGGAAGCUGCAGAGAUAAACUUCUAUCAGAGUGCUGUAGACAAGGCCUUAGAGAGUUCAAAUGGACACCUGGACUUGUUCCUCCGCUUCCUACUGGGUCUUUCACUGCAGACCAACCAGAACCUCCUACGAGGUCUGCUGACACAGGCAGGACGUACAUCUCAAAUCCAUCAGGAGACCGUGGAGUUUAUCAAGAAGAAGCUAAGCGAGGACCUGUCUGCAGAGAAAAGUAUCAAUCUGUUCCACUGUCUGAAUGAACUGAACGAUGGUUCUCUGGUGGAGGAGAUUCAACGGUCCCUGAAGUCAGGACGUCUCUCCACAGAUGAAUUGUCUCCUGCUCAGUGGGCAGCUCUGGUCUUCAUCUUACUGUCAUCAGAAGAAGAUCUGGAAGUGUUUGACCUGAAAAACUUUUCAGCUUCAGAGGAAGCUCUAAAGAGGUUGCUGCCAGUGAUCAAAGCCUCCAGGAAAGUUCUGUUGAGCUGUUGCAACCUCUCAGAGAGAAGCUGUGAAGCUCUGUCCUCAGUCCUCAGCUCACAGUCCUCCAGUCUGAGAGAACUUGAUAUGAGUAACAACGACCUGCAGGAUUUGGGUGUGAAGAUGUUGUCCACUGCACUGAAGAGUCCAAACUGCCAACUGGAAACUCUCAGACUCUCAGGUUGUCUUGUCACAGAAGAAGGCUGUGCUGCUCUGGUCUCAGCUCUGAGCUCCAACCCCUCCCAUCUGAGAGAGCUGGACCUGAGCUACAACCAUCCAGGAGACUCAGCAGUGAAGCUGCUGUCAGCUGGACUUGAGGAUCCACAUUGGAGACUGGAAACUCUAUGUGUGGACCAUGAUGGAGAACAGAGGUUACAAUCUGGUCUGAGGAAGUAUUUCUGUGAACUGGAAGUGGACACAAACUCAGUAAAUCCCAACAUCAAACUGUGUGAAGACGGCCGGACGGUGACACUGGUGGAGGAGGACCUGCAGUAUCCUGAUCAUCCGGACAGAUUCAAUCACUGCUGGCAGUUGCUGUGCAGAAACGCCCUGACUGGUCGCUCCUACUGGGAGGUGGACUGGAAAGGAUGGCUCGACGUGUCCGUCAGCUAUAGAGGAAUCAGGAGGAGAGGAGUAAGCGAUGACUGCAGGUUUGGAUGGAACGAUCAUUCAUGGAGUCUGAACUGCUCUGACGACGGCUUCUACAUCUGGCACAACAACAUCAGAACAUCCAUCUCCUCCUCUUCUUUGGCCUCUGGUACGAUAGGAGUGUACCUGGACAGUUCUGCUGGUGCUCUGUCCUUCUACAGAAUCUCCUGUGACGCUCUGGUCCACCUCCACACCUUCAACACCACCUUCACAGAGCCUCUUUAUCCUGGCUUUAGAUUUCGAUCACCGGCUUCUUCGGUGUCUCUGCGUUCUCUGUAGCAGGGAUGUUCCUCAGCCCUGAUUCAUCCUCAUGUCUGACACUUAGUCACACUGAAUGUCAGAAUAUGGUCAGUAUCCAUGGUUUCAGGAAUAUCUUUGAAUAUCACGUCUUAGCCGACAACUGGCACUUUGGUUCUCAUUUGAUUCAGGAACACAAACCAUCAGUUCCAUAAAAUCAAGAAAUCCAGCGUGUAUCCAGGACAGAUGCAGAGAUGAUGCAGGGAUCGUUCACGCAAUUCUUAAUUAGAUAUUUGGGACCUAGCACUAUACAGUACAUUUUUUUCCUUUCCGGGAAACAUGCCGAAGAAACAGGGAAAAGCACAACUUUAAUCUGAAGGGCUUCAUUUGGAACAACACAAAAUCGUCUCUCAAACCGUUAGAGGGUUACAUAAGCAGGCGUGUCAUCCUGGAGAACAUGGAAUAUUUUCCUGGUUCUGAUUUACCAAUCAAUCAGAGAACCAGCUACAAGUCUCUCCUAUGAUGGACCUUCACCUAAUCUCUUUAAGGGAGAGGAAACUGUCCCCAUGUUCCUACAUAUGCAGGAGGGGGUGUGGUACCUGACAGGGGUCCUAUCUGAAGACAAAGACCUGGUGUCCCAACCCUUGACUGUUGAAACUUAGUUUCAGUAUAAUGGGAAGCCUACAAGGGCCAAAUACUGUAUCUGGGGCCCUUGGAGGUUACAAGUGGACUAAACUGGUAUAUAUUCACAAAGGGGCAAACUGUGGAAGUACAUGGACAAACACAAGUAAGACCACUACGGACCUGCAGACGAGCCCAGAAGAGAUCUUGAGAGGUCCCCCAGAAGUCUAGGACUACAACAUCAUAAGCGACACCUGAGCUACAUCGAACUAUGAGAAAGUUUUCAUCCUGAUCUCAAAAGCAGAGAGAGCUCUCUCUAUCCUGAAACCAAAAUGGGAGCUGGUUCCACCCCAGAACCAGGAGCCGGAUAACUGAAGGCUCUUCCUCCUGAUCUACUGUUGGAAACUCCAGGAACCAUCAGUAAACCUACAGUCUGCGCUUGGAACAUUUACAUAUAAGUGGGCCACCAACUUUACUCCACUGGCCUUUACAUGGUGGCUCAAGGAAGUGUGACUCCACGUCGUGUGCCUGAAACGUGAUGUAAGACUCAUGGGGGGGAAUAAGUGAUGGGGGGGAGGAGACGAUGCAGUCAGCUUACUACAUGUCCUUUUAACAAGCUGAGCAUGUAUAAGCGUGCAUGUGUAUGAGGCGCAUGGACUGUGUGUGUGUGUGUGUGUGUGUGUGUGCGUGUGUGUGUGUGUGUGUGUGUGUGUGUGUGUGUGUGUGUGUGUGUGUGUGUGUGUGUGUGUGUGUGUGUGCGUGUGUGCGUGUGUGCGUGUGUGCGUGUGUGAUGUGGAGAAGUUGACCGUGAAGGUUUGAACAUGUAACUAGACGGAUUCAGCUUCAUGUACAGCAUCAGUACGGUAAAUAAGAAUGCUGCAUCUCCUCCAGCUGGGAAGUGUCCAGGGGCCUCAUUUAUAAAGCUUGCUUUCGCGCAAAAGAGGGCUUGAAAGAUAGAAAAAACUAACCAAAAAAUGUGUGUAUCUCUACGCCAACCCUGACCCUUGCGCAUGAACAUUUUAAAGAUAUGGGGAACUGGCGACGCAGGCGAUGAGGUAGUGAAAUGAAGCCAGAUUCAUGUCAUACUUUUAAUGUCAUCACAUAUCAGACUUAUAGAUCCAUGUACACCCAAACCGGCAGAAAAUACUACCGUACCAUCCCCGUUUCUUUUAUCUCAGUUUCUUUUUUUUUCAAAGGCUUUUUCAUGCAAAUAGAAGAUUUAACAGCAGGAAGUCAGAAUGUGCUUCACAUAGAUCUAUGUGCACGAGGCUUUGGCGGAAGAAAGAAAAAGUCAAAUCACGCUUCCACAUAGAUAUUGGCAGGUAGGAUGAUUUGACAGAUGAAAAUACCCUGUCAUAUCACACUCCCACAUAGAUAAAUGUUGAUGUCUAUGUAGAAGCGUGAUCUGACGGGGUAUUUUCAUCUGUCAAAUCAUCCUACCGGACGCCGUGCCGGUGUCGUGCCAAAAAGUGAUUGCCUGCCAGAAUCUGAUUUCUCCCCUGAAAAUGGGUCUUUUUUUACCUGCGAAAAAUUGAUUGAAGGCCAAAUACAGUUAAUGAAAGGUUGUUUCUACCUAAAUAUGAUUUGAUCUCAUUCUUGAGCUUCAUGAUCUGAAAAUCUGACGUUUCAGCGCUAUCGCUCAACGGGCUGCUGUGCGCGCUCCCGCGGCCAGAAAUCAGAUUCUAGCAGGCAACUCACUCGCUUUGUUUUUGUUAGUGAUGCCAUUACUGUGACCACCAAAUAAUGUGGUUUCCUUGGCCUCCAUCUCAGUCUCGGUGAAAUUUAGUGACACGGUUGUCUGGCUCGACACGUCUCAUUCAUCCUGACGCUCAGCAGAAACAGGCUGCAGGAAGCCGCUGCACAUGCUCAGCAGGCUCAUUUAUAUGCAAAUACAGUCAUGAAGUAGUUUGCAUUGCCCAUUUAUGGUAGAAAGUGGGCGUGUAGAGGGCGGGGUAUGAGGCGAAUUCACGUGCGCAACCUUCCAGCUGGACUGUGAUUUAUAAAGCGAACAUUGCGUACACGGUUUUAUAAAAUAUUUUUUGCGUUCGCCAUUUUCGGCUUUUAGGUUUACGUGCACUUUUAGUAUGGAUCCUACACAGUCUUUUAUAAAUGAGGCCCCUGGUGAUGAGAAGAGAGUGAUACCCAUGAGUGAGACUGGCAGCGCCAUUUCAGGCAAGAUAGCGACAAUUAAUGCCAGCGGGACGUCAGCAGUGUGGACAUAUUUCAAAAUAAGGGACGACGAUGAAAGCAAGGCAGACUGAAGCUACGUGCUGCUAAGGUGUCAAGAGGAGGAAAGGGGAAUACGUCGUUUAAUACCAGCAACUUAAUAAAACAUCCCAAGACACAUCAUAAAGCUGAGUUUACAGAGUUUGCUAAUAAUACUUCAAGACCACAACAGCCAACAUUAGCUCAGGUUCUGCAAAAGCCCCAGACAAUAACAAGAGACAAGUUAAAAUAACGGAGGCUCUAAGCCGUUAUAUAUCGCUGGAUGAGCAGCCACUGUCAGUUGGAGAAGACGGAGGAUUUCUUUUCUCGACGCACUCGAGGCGCGAUAUGAUGUUUCAUUGAUAUGGUAUAUGUUUGAUAUUUUAAAUGUUUUAUUUACACAGAAAGAUUAUUUUUUCUUUAAAGUAGUUAUUCUACUCAUUCUAUUUAUUUUUAUUGAAUGUAUCUGUUGCAAAUUAAACCUUCUAGAAGUCUUCUAAUUCAUUCUAAUUCAUUGCAUUUUUCAUUGCAUUUUUAGCCUAGUUAUUUUCGUAUCGGUACUUGGUAUCGGCAAGUACAGAAAUUAAAAUACUUGUACACGUACUCGGUGUAAAAAAAAAAGGUAUCGGGGCAUCCCUAGUCAAGACUAUUUAUGUCAAAGAGAAUAUGUGCAAUUUGACUGUGCUAUUUAAAUAAGUGGUCUAAAAAAAUCAUAAUA